CUGCCCGUUGCCGGGCCACCACCAAUAAUGGCCACACGCACCGUGUUAGCCUGCCCGGUUGCCCGUGGCUAUGGUGUCUCGAGCUUGUUCCUCCUCGCCGUCGGCGUCGUCUUGUUGUGGUCGGGGCGACUGAUUGGAAUGUGGCUGCGCCGGGGGAUUUCCUGAUAAUCUGUGAGGCAGAUAGAGAGAGGCGGUGAUUUCUCUUGGAUCUCUAGGGCGCCCUAGCUCCAGCUCGAGGUCGGUGUUAUAAUCGAGGUAUGGGAUCCAGUAGUAGCAGAAAUCUUGAUGCUUCUAGGCUGCGCUCCAGCAGAAGGGAGCGAGGCCAUGCAUCUGAUGCUUGCCGCAACCAAUCCGAGGGAAGGGUUUCUCGCGGCCGGCAGACAGGAAUUUCGUCCGGGAGCGAUGGCGCUGCGAUAUUUCGGCUCGAUGAGGGCUCCUCGCUUCCUAGGGAUGGUGGAUCGCGGGGCAGGGAUCAGAUACAGAUCGAAAUUUCCAGGGGAUCUAGCAGCAUGGAGUCCACGGAUCGUCCCCCCGGAUGCUCGUGCACCGAGAGAGGCCGGGAGGCUCGUGAAUCGGUGAUUGUCGAGGUCGAGAAUCCCCAGAGCUCGUCAGCCGCGAGAUCGAUCGCGUCUUCUUUUGACGAGGACAAAGAGGAUGGGCUGGACAGUGACGAAGAACUCGAUAAGUUGGACAGGUCAGGCGAUGAAGAACAGGCUACUGGGUCAUCGUCGUCGUCAUCAUCGUCCUCUUCUUCUCCGCUCGCCGUGGAAAAUCCUCCUCCUUCCAGCGAAGCUACUACCAGGCAGCGAACUCCACAGCAACUGGCUCGUGAUUCCAACCAGUUUUUCGACGAGAUCCCCGUCGAUCUCGUGCGUGCCGUGGAUCACUCCGGGCGAGAGUCGCGACGCAACAGUGGGAGGAGGUUCUGGGACGCCUUGACGAGGGCGGCAUCGCACCGACGCAGCACCGCUCCUAUCACCAUUGUGGCGAUCGAGGAGAUCGAUGACAAUGGCUCCUCCACCAGCCGCUGGAACUUUCAACACUGGAGGAGCUCGUCCGAUGCCGAGCACACGGAAGGUGACAGAGCCAUGGACUGGGAAGAACGAAGACGACACGUUCGUUCACAUGUUUGGGCGCUGCAACGACUUAGCGGGGGUCUCCAAAUUUCUCAUGGCCACGAAAGAAGCUGUCCUGCCGCUGGGCAGUUCAAUGGCCACUGUUCCUGUGAAACUCAAGCCAGUGAAGACUCUAGCACGAGAGCAAGCAUCUCACGCAUUAUCAUGCUUGCGGAAGCACUAUUCGAGGUGCUUGACGAGAUCCACAGGCAAUCAGUAGCACUGUCGCAGUCUGCGAGUAUGCCUUUGGCAUUGCUUCCUGCUCCAGAUACAGUAGUGAAUUCGAUCCCGGUUCGUUCUUACAAAAGGGCCGAGGAAGCUGCACAGUGUCACAUAUGCUUGGUGGAAUAUGAGGAAGGGGAUCAGAUCCGGGUUCUGCCGUGUCAACAUGAGUACCACCAGGCCUGUGUCGACAAGUGGCUCAAAGAAGUUCAUAGGGUGUGCCCCUUGUGCAGGGGAAACGUUUGUUCCAAAACCAUCCCUGCGACGGGAAACGCGGAAGCAGGGAUGUAGUCAAUCUGUAUAUAGACGUAAUACGGAAGAUCACAAUCUAUGCUUCGCAGCAAUGGUCGAUUUGUUUUCUCCGUUUUUGAACAAUCAACAAGACUGGAUCAACUUUUCGUAAGAUUUCCAUUUCAUGUGUUUACUUCCC
Molecule: messenger RNA, 1767 nt
Organism: Selaginella moellendorffii
Lineage: Eukaryota; Viridiplantae; Streptophyta; Lycopodiopsida; Selaginellales; Selaginellaceae
Exons: 7
Coding region: 258-1628 (456 amino acids)
Source: RefSeq, a predicted model, not a curated record